AUGGAUAGCCUAAGUAUAAUAACGACCGACAUUCGCAUUGCUUUUAAAAAGAAACAGUUCCUGGUGGGUGUUUUCUUGGAUAUCGCAUCUGCGUAUGACCACGUGCUGGUUCCGGUGCUCAGGCAAAAAAUGCUUCAGCUGAGUAUUCCUGAGAAAUUGGUACGUUUUGUUUGCAAUGCAGUUUCGAAUCCUUAUAUUAUUAUAAGAUCCCAAAAUACGGAGCUGUCUCCUAGAUCUAUUUGGAGGGGCUUACCUCAAGGUUCUGUUUUGAGUCCUCUUCUGUACAACAUUUACACCUAUGACUUGGAGCUUGUUGUAAAUUCCUUCUGUCAGGUCCUUCAAUACGCGGACGAUGUAGCCUUAUACUUUUCAUCAUAUUCUAUUGAAGAGAUCAUCACGCAUAAAUUCGGCUUUGGAUUACUUGGGUGA
Messenger RNA from Pieris macdunnoughi, 429 nucleotides. The record is from the annotation of a GenBank genome assembly. NCBI's taxonomy places the organism in Eukaryota, Metazoa, Arthropoda, Insecta, Lepidoptera, Pieridae.